AUGGACAAUCAAAUGUCCAUCACACCAUCAUCAUCCUCUUCGCCUCCAUCAUCCAAUACAACUACAACUAUUACACCAUCAACUACACCAACCAAUACCAAUUUACCAUCACCAACGUCAUCAUCAUUAUCAACUCCAUCGCCUCAUCCAUUUAAUCAUACCAGUGGUGGUGGUGGUGGACCAUUAUCUGCAUCGUCGUCACCCAGUCUAGGGAGUAUAUCUUCACCAUCACCCAUUCUCUCACCAACUCCAACCUUUUUGUCCUCUCCAUUGCCACUAACAUCGAUUCUAUCGUUUGGAGCUGGUUGGCGUCAAUGGAACUCUGAAGCGUUAUCCAAAAACCAACGUUUCCAUAACUUGGUAUACUAUCGACUUGGAAAUCUAAAAUAUCUAUCCGAUUCAUUAGCAGAACCAGAACCAUGGGGAAAAGAAUUAAAAAUCUUAAAAAUUUAUCUUGAUAAUACAUUCAAAAGAAUAAUAGAAGAGAAUAAGUUGGUUGCAUAUUUCCCAAGUGAAACAUCGAUCCAACCUAUUCUUUUGGUUUUCAAUACUGGAUUAUUGUCAAAGACACAGGAAGAGAUUUAUUGUAUCUUGCAAUCGAUAUCAGUCGCUUCUUUGAGAGACCGUGAGCAAGAGAGUGGAGGAAGACGGUGCGAGGAGCGUCAAUGGAUACUCAAAGAGUUCCUCCCAACGUCAUCGAUGAGCGAUCAAAUAGUGUUUGACAAGUACAGUAGCCGGGUCGUUCCACUUGAAAUAUUGCCAGAACGUGCCUACUAUUACAUCGAUGGUGUUGAGAAUGCCACCUUUGAUCCACUCAUUCCAAUUGAUCGCGACAAUGUCGAUUUUAGCGCGAUCAUCAAGAACAGCUCGCAGAGCAAGAUCGAUCGUCUUCCACAAGAGUAUGUGUUUUGUGGCGACAAGGAGUUGCUGUCCCGAUUCAAUGGCGCCAUCAACACGACCAUCAUCCGGGCCAGAGCAAACCCGCGUUGUGCAGUCCCCCAAUUUCACCGUGACAAUGACGGUCUCAAAAAGAUCGACUUGCUCCUACCCAUCAGUAUGAGCAACAAGCGGGAUCCAGACUGCUCAUUGGUGGUUCGUCUCGUGGUAGAUCCCACCACAAAAUACAAGUUGUAUCAAGUCAGAGGUAUCCUCUCAAAAGAGGAUAGUUAUAUCAAUGCUAGAGUCAUCCAGAAAAUAGAUCAAAAGUGGAUGGAAUAUUAUGAAUUAAAUGAUAAUCAACAACAACCAACUAUUGGAGGAGGUGGUGGAUCAAAUACUACAUCAUCUAAUUCUACUUCUUCAUCUUCAACAUCAAGUAGUAAUGGAAGUGGUGGAACUACCGUAUUGGCAAGUAAUAUAUCACCAAAUGGAAGUAUAAGUGUUCCAAAUUCACCAAAUCUAAAUAAUGUAAACAUGAAAAUGAAUUAUAAUAAGAAAAAAUCUCAAGAUCAUCAUAAUAGCAAUAAUAACCAUCACAAUCAUAGUAAAUCCCAAUCACUCAACAAUUCUCCAUAUAUACACUCCGCAAACAAUAAUAAUAAUCAUCACCAAAAUAAUAUUAAUAAUAAUAAUAGUAAUAAUUCAAACAAUUUUAAUUUAAAUCACCAUCCACCCAAUAAUAACCAAAAGAAUGGAUACUCUCCUUCUUUACAGUCUGCGGGUAAUGGCCAAAACAACAAUUUUUCGUAUCAACAAUCUCAAUCUGUUUCAUAUCAAUUGAAUUUAAGUAAUCAAAAUGGUAGUAACAAUAAUAAUAACAAUAAUAACAAUAAUAAUAAUAACACUAACAAUAAUAAUAAUAAUAAUAAUUCAUCACCAAUUUCUCCUUUAAUGUUUUCACAGCAAGCGCCUCCGCUCAAUUUAUCUCAACCUAUCCAACCAUUGGAUAUUUCCAUGUCAAACAUUCAAUCACCCCAACCAUCCUAUUCAAACAACAACAACGGCAGCAACAAUAACUGUAAUAAUAACAAUAACAAUAACAACACCACUAAUUUAAAUAAAUCACUCAAGGGAAUUUCAUAUUCUUCUCCACCGACCAACUCUGCCAACAGUUACAACAACGGCAGCAGCAGCAACAACAACAACAAUAACAAUAUAACACCAGCCCACUCCCCGUCGCCACCACUUUCUGUACACACAAACCAACCGUCCAACAACAAUAACCCGGGCCUCUCCAAGUCAUCACCUCAACUGCCAUCCCACCACCAUUCGCACCACCAACAACAAAGUCAUCCCCAUCAACAACAACAACAGCAUCACCAACAACAACAACAACAAAGUCACCACCAACAACAGCAGUAUCACCAACAACAGCAAGCCAAGUCGGCAGGCCAGGGUCCGUUGCAGCAGAGCCAACAAACAAACGGAUAUCCCUCAACAGGGCCAUCACAAUCGCCACACCUCAUCGACAACCAUCACCUUGUAGGAGGUGGUAUGCCAAUAGACUCCAACACGGCAAAUAAUCUGCACAACCAACAAAUAUACAACACGUUGUUUGAAAGAGGACCAUUUGAUUCUAGAAGAAUCCAAUCACCACCUCCAACACAGCCACAACCACAACAACAACAACAGCAACAGCAACAACAACAACAACAUCAGCCUCAACCCCAAUCACCAAUUUACGCCUCGCCCAACACACCGACUCCGCUACACCCCUUCCACCAUUCGGGUGCCCUUUCUCCUCCCUAUGGCAGCCACCUUCCCACACAACAACAAGCCAUUUUCUCAAAACUUGAUCUUCAAUCAUCGGCACCAGCAGCCCCAAACCAACAUUUUUUAAAUCAACAACACCAAAAACCACAUCAUCACAACAACCACCACAAUGGUCCUCAACAUGGACUACGAAAUGAGAAAAAGAAUGUAUCGUAUUUUUGA
Molecule: messenger RNA, 2874 nt
Organism: Cavenderia fasciculata
Lineage: Eukaryota; Evosea; Eumycetozoa; Acytosteliales; Cavenderiaceae
Gene: med25
Product: putative mediator complex subunit 25
Exons: 3
Coding region: 1-2874 (957 amino acids)
Biological process (GO): positive regulation of DNA-templated transcription
Cellular component (GO): SWI/SNF complex
Source: RefSeq, a predicted model, not a curated record